CCAGGCAGUGAGUCCGGGGGUCGGGUGAUGGAGGCAGGCCCCCAACCUUUACCUUCGUUCUCUUCUAGCUCUGGCCUGCUGUGCAGUUAGCCAACUUCUACCUGGUCCCCCUUCAUUACAGAUGAGCACACCGAGGUCCAUAUAAGUGAGGUAACCUGUCUGUACCACCAACCAGUGGCAGAGUGGAAACUUGAACCCACAUGCUAUAGCGCAGUCGUUAAGCCCCGCCGGCUUCCCGCUCUCCUAAAUCUGGGGCCGCUUCCAGCCCUGGCGCCAGAACGCAGAGUCUCUGGUUCUGAGGUGCGCCCCUCCGGGUCUCGCAAGCGGCCGGACUCGAGGCUGCGGCCGUCAUUGCUUCUACAAUCAGUGCAUGUUCCUCGCUGACGUCAGUAGGAGCUGUCCGGGAGCUAUAUAAGGCUGGCGGCGGUCCCGGGACAGACCCCGUGUUCCCCAAGGCGCCCUCAGCCCGCCCGGGGGACAGAGACUAGAGCGCCGUCCUGCAACGUGCAGACGCUCUCCGGCAACCUGUGAGUGGCUCCGAGGAGCAUCCGCCCUGACUCCCUCAGCACCCGGACUCGUCGCAUAGCUCACCCAUCGCGACUCGCUCAGAGGGACGGAGGGAGGACAGGGUGGCGCUGGGCUGGGCUGCGGCUGGAGGGAAGGCUGUGGGCACGGGCGGCAGCCGCAGGGGCCCAGCGGGGGAGCUGGAUGAGCGCGGGAAGGGGAGUGGCGCCACCUGCCCCGGGCGCACCUCACCCUGCGCUACGCCUGUGUGUCCAGGGCCGGCGGCACCAUGAGGCAGGUGGGACGCGCGGCGCUGCUGGUGGCGCUGCUGCUCCUGGCGGCGCUGCGCCCGGGGAGCAGCCAGUGGAGCCCGGAGGCGGCGGUCGCGGGGGUCCGGGACCCGAGUCUGCGCUGGAGCCCUGGGGCGCGGAACCAGGACGGCGGGGCCCGCGCGCUACUCUUGCUGCUGGCCGAGCGCUUCCCGCGCCGCGUGGGGCCGGGAGGAUGGGGACCCCGGACUGCGGGAGAGCGGCCGAGACGGGACGACCCUCCGCUAUCCAUUGACCUCACCUUCCACCUGCUGCGGACCCUGCUGGAGCUGGCGCGGACGCAGAGUCAACGAGAGCGCGCCGAGCAGAACCGCAUUAUAUUCGAGUCCGUGGGCAAGUGAUCUUCGAAGGGGUCUGCGGCCACGAGAACCUCGACCCCCGUCCCCCACUCCCUGGGCCGGGACGUGCGCGACUGGAACUGACCCAGUCCCGCCGGGCUAUAGCGGCCCAGGGAUGCCCUGAGCACUCUGUGCGUCACCAGUUUUUAAUAAAAGUGCUGAAGAGC
Leopardus geoffroyi (Geoffroy's cat) is the source of this 1338-nucleotide messenger RNA. It is a transcript of the gene UCN, whose product is annotated as urocortin. Gene Ontology annotation, biological process: negative regulation of feeding behavior. NCBI's taxonomy places the organism in Eukaryota, Metazoa, Chordata, Mammalia, Carnivora, Felidae. The transcript has 3 exons. The record is from RefSeq and is a predicted model, not a curated record. Gene Ontology annotation, molecular function: hormone activity. Bases 794 to 1174 code for a protein of 126 amino acids. Gene Ontology annotation, cellular component: extracellular region.